Sclerotinia sclerotiorum 1980 UF-70 is the source of this 1968-nucleotide messenger RNA. RefSeq lists its product as hypothetical. The record is from RefSeq and is a predicted model, not a curated record. The transcript has 2 exons. Gene Ontology annotation, biological process: acetyl-CoA biosynthetic process; tricarboxylic acid cycle; fatty acid biosynthetic process. NCBI's taxonomy places the organism in Eukaryota, Fungi, Ascomycota, Leotiomycetes, Helotiales, Sclerotiniaceae. Gene Ontology annotation, molecular function: ATP citrate synthase activity. Gene Ontology annotation, cellular component: cytosol. The coding region runs from base 1 to 1968 and encodes 655 amino acids.
AUGCCUUCUGCUACAGAAUCCGGUGCAGGCAAUGCCAACGACAACAUUCGCAGAUUUACUGCUCCCUCCAGACCUUUGAGCCCAAGAGCUGAACAUACCCUUUUCCACGACAAGACAAGAUGUUUUGUCUACGGCCUGCAACCAAGAGCCGUUCAAGGCAUGCUCGAUUUUGACUUCAUCUGCAAGAGAAAGACUCCUUCGGUUGCAGGUAUUAUUUACACAUUCGGUGGUCAAUUCGUUAGCAAGAUGUACUGGGGAACCAGCGAAACUUUGCUUCCAGUUUACCAAGAUGUUGGAAAGGCCAUGGCGAAGCACGAGGAUGUCGAUACCGUUGUUAACUUUGCUUCAUCGCGAAGUGUCUACCAAUCCACUAUGGAACUUUUGGAAUACCCACAAAUUAAGUCAAUUGCCAUCAUUGCUGAGGGUGUACCUGAAAGACGUGCUCGUGAAAUUCUUCAUGCAGCAGCCAAGAAGGGUGUUACAAUUAUUGGUCCAGCUACCGUCGGCGGAAUCAAGCCAGGAUCCUUCAAGAUUGGUAACACUGGUGGUAUGAUGGACAACAUUGUUGCAUCCAAGCUUUACCGCAAGGGUUCCGUUGGUUACGUCUCCAAAUCUGGUGGUAUGUCCAACGAGCUCAACAACAUUAUCGCCAACACAACCGAUGGUGUUUACGAGGGUGUUGCCAUUGGUGGUGACAGAUACCCAAGCACAACCUUUAUCGACCAUCUCCUCAGAUAUCAAGCCGAUCCAGAAUGUAAGAUUUUGGUCCUGUUAGGAGAAGUUGGUGGUGUUGAGGAAUACAGAGUUAUUGAGGCCGUUAAGAACGGAACCAUCACAAAGCCAAUUGUCGCAUGGGCAAUUGGUACUUGCGCAAGCAUGUUCAAGACUGAGGUCCAAUUCGGACACGCUGGUUCAUUUGCGAACUCACAGCUCGAGACUGCAGCUACUAAGAACAAGUCCAUGAAGGAAGCUGGUUUCCACGUCCCAGAUACCUUCGAAGAUAUGCCAGCAGUACUCGCCUCCGUGUACGAAAAACUUGUUGCAGAUGGAACCAUCGUACCACAACCUGAGCCAAUCGUACCAAAGAUCCCAAUUGAUUACUCAUGGGCUCAAGAACUUGGUCUUAUCCGAAAGCCUGCUGCUUUCAUCUCCACCAUUUCCGAUGAUCGUGGACAGGAACUUUUGUAUGCUGGCAUGCCAAUCUCUGAUGUCUUCAAGGAGGAUAUCGGAAUUGGUGGAGUCAUGUCUCUUUUGUGGUUCCGUCGUCGUCUUCCAGAUUAUGCAAGCAAGUUCCUCGAGAUGGUCCUCAUGCUUACUGCCGAUCACGGUCCAGCUGUUUCUGGCGCCAUGAACACUAUCAUUACCACCAGAGCCGGAAAGGAUCUUAUCUCUGCUCUCGUUUCCGGUCUCUUGACCAUUGGAUCCAGAUUCGGUGGUGCUCUUGACGGUGCCGCUGAGGAGUUCACCAAGGCAUUUGACAAGGGUCUCUCCCCACGUGAUUUCGUCGACACCAUGAGAAAGCAAAACAAGCUUAUCCCAGGUAUUGGACACAAGGUCAAGUCAAGAAACAACCCAGAUCUUCGUGUCGAGCUCGUAAAGGAGUUCGUCAAGAAGCGUUUCCCAAGCUGCAAGAUGCUCGACUACGCUUUGGCUGUCGAAUCCGUCACCACCUCCAAGAAAGACAACUUGAUCUUGAACGUUGAUGGUGCCGUUGCCGUCUGUUUCGUUGAUUUGAUGCGCAAUUGCGGUGCAUUUAGUGCAGAGGAGGCUGAAGAUUACAUGAAGAUGGGUGUAUUGAACGGUCUCUUCGUUCUCGGACGUUCCAUUGGUUUGAUUGCUCAUUACCUUGAUCAAAAGAGACUGCGCACUGGUCUCUACAGACAUCCUUGGGAUGAUAUUACCUACCUUUUGCCAUCUUUGUCUUCGGGAGCUCCGGGCACUGAGGGUCGUGUUGAGGUGCAGAUGUAA